Molecule: messenger RNA, 1874 nt
Organism: Canariomyces notabilis
Lineage: Eukaryota; Fungi; Ascomycota; Sordariomycetes; Sordariales; Chaetomiaceae
Product: succinate-CoA ligase
Exons: 4
Coding region: 46-1383 (445 amino acids)
Biological process (GO): succinyl-CoA metabolic process; tricarboxylic acid cycle
Cellular component (GO): succinate-CoA ligase complex; mitochondrion
Molecular function (GO): metal ion binding; succinate-CoA ligase (ADP-forming) activity; ATP binding
Source: RefSeq, a predicted model, not a curated record
GGCCGCAUCACUUUUGGUGGCUGACUUUUGGGGACCAGAUAUACAAUGUUCAGGUUCGGUCGCAAUCGCGCAUUGGCUUCGGCCUUUGCUGCCCCUAAGCUUUCCCCCUCAGUCAGACUCCCCGGCAUUUCCCAACAAAGGAGAGCGCUGAGCAUCCACGAGUACCUUUCAGCCGACCUCCUUCGCCAGUAUGGGAUUGAUGUCCCCAAGGGCUCCGUCGCGAAAACGGCUGCCGAGGCCGAGACGGUUGCGAAGCAGAUCGGUACCGACGACAUGGUCAUCAAGGCCCAAGUCCUUGCUGGCGGCCGUGGCAAAGGGACCUUCGACAACGGCCUCAAGGGCGGCGUGCGUGUUAUCUACUCGCCAACCGAGGCCAAGAUGUUCGCCGAACAGAUGAUUGGUCACAAGCUCAUCACCAAGCAGACGGGCGCCGGCGGCCGUCUGUGCAACGCCGUCUACAUCUGCGAGCGCAAGUUUGCCCGCCGCGAAUUUUACCUCGCCGUGCUCAUGGACCGCGCAUCCCAGAGCCCCGUCAUCGUCUCGUCGUCGCAGGGCGGCAUGGACAUUGAGGGCGUGGCCAAGGAGAACCCGGACGCCAUCACGACCACCUACAUCGACAUCAACGUCGGCGUGACGGACGAGAUUGCCCGUGGCAUCGCUACUAAGCUCGGCUUCAGCGAGCAGUGCGUUGAGGACGCCAAGGACACCAUCCAGAAGCUGUACAAGAUCUUCCUCGAGAAGGACGCGACGCAGAUCGAGAUCAACCCUCUGUCUGAGACGUCGGACCACAAAGUCAUGUGCAUGGACGCCAAGUUCGGCUUCGACGACAACGCCGAGUUCCGGCAGAAGGAGGUGUUCUCGUGGCGCGACACGACGCAGGAAGAUCCCGAAGAGGUGCGGGCCGCUGAGGCCGGGCUCAACUUCAUCAAGCUGGACGGCGACAUUGGGUGCCUGGUCAACGGCGCCGGGCUGGCCAUGGCGACCAUGGACAUCAUCAAGCUCAACGGGGGCCAGCCGGCCAACUUCCUCGACGUGGGCGGCGGCGCGACGCCCGCGGCCAUCAAGGAGGCGUUUGAGCUCAUCACGAGCGACCCCAAGGUGACGGCCAUCUUUGUCAACAUCUUUGGCGGCAUCGUGCGCUGCGACGCCAUCGCCCACGGCCUCAUCAACACGGUCAAGACGCUCAACCUCAAGAUCCCCAUCAUUGCUCGCCUGCAGGGCACAAACAUGGAGCAGGCCCACCAGCUCAUCAACGACUCGGGCAUGAAGAUCUUUUCGAUUGACGACCUGCAGAGCGCCGCCGAAAAGGCCGUCCAGCUCUCCAAGGUGGUCAAGAUGGCUCGUGACAUUGACGUUGGCGUUGAGUUUACCCUGGGCAUCUAAACGCUCGGUCCGCUUGGGUUUGCUCUCUUACUCUGUAUGGUGGUAUCAUAAUAGACUGGUGGCAGGAGGCAAGGAUGGUGGCUUGAUCAUUUCCUCUUUUGUUUUACUGUCGCUGCUUGUGUACAUUCCCAAAACCAAUUAUCCUGUGCAAUGUGUAGGCUGAUCUGGCUUUGUGUGGGGAUGUACGGGGGAACACUAGACUUGACACCUGGGCAAUGGCCACUUUCGAUCUUGUUGUUUUGUCUCAUUAAGCUAGAAGUUGGUAGAUGCCAUGUGCGGGUGAUUCAUGUUCAUACGACAAGGGGGCAUAGCUGUACUCGGUGGUCUGGUUGCGCUCACUUCUCUCGGUGUGCCUUUUCCGCUUUACUUGGCUAGCUAACAUGCUGCAUAUGCCUCUUGCUGACCAGAGGAUGGAUUAGGUGCUUGGUUGUAGUACAUAGCAGGGUCUAGAUCGUGUAAGACUCAGCCAAGAGUUUUGGGGUGAUGCGGGG